AUGAUAAGGCCCGUUAUGCGUUCUCGGCUUUCUCCCUUAGGGGUAAUGUUCCUCCUCGCCGGUGCCGUCACAGGUUCGUCGGACCUGUCGCAGCAUGUCAACGCAUUCAUUGGCUCCGAAGGACCAGAAGCUGGAACGGGGUUCGGCGGUGGGGACAUCUUCGUUGGCGGGACGCGUCCAUUUGGCGUUGCAAAGGUCGGAAUCGACACGACUGCGGUGGAUUGGAAUACGGCUGUUUUGAAUGGUGGAUGGACGCCCGAUGGCAAUGUGACGGGCGUCAGUAUGAUGCAUGAGAGUGGUACGGGUGGUGCGCCGAAGUAUGGAUUGAUUUCGCAGAUGCCGUUGACUACAGUUGACGCACCGGUUAAUGUGCUUGAUAAUUUGACUUAUAGUCAGCCGAGAGUUGGUAAAGAUACGGCAAGAGUGGGAUACUUCAAGACUCAAUUGAAGAGUGGUGUCACCAUUGAGUUGUCGGCUUCACGCCAUGCUGGCAUCAUGGAAUAUUCGUUCCCGGAGGGCGAAAAACAUGUCCUGGUUGAUGUCUCUCAUUAUCUUCCGGGAUCACCAGGUGAUCCAAAUGGACAGUUUUUCACUGGCGGCGAGAUUCAGAUUGAGGAAGAUGGGAAGGCCUAUUCUGGAUAUGGAACCUACAUCGGCGGAUUCAACAAUGGUGCACCUUUCACUGUUUACUUCUGGGGAGAAUUCUCCGAGAAACCAGAAACUGCCCAUGCAUUCUCCGGAGACAACACAUCUCCCAUGCCACGUUACCACAACCAUGAUAAUGGCGGUAUGGCACAAGCAAAGUUCGAUCAAUCGCAAAGGAUCACAUCGGGCCCCAUGAAUGACCGCAUUGGUCUCCUCCUUAGCUGGAAAGACGGCGCUGCUGCGCAUAUCGUCUCGCGCGUUGGAAUUUCUUCCAUCUCAGCUGCCAAGGCUCGCUCCUAUAUCCAAAAGGAGAUACCGUCUUGGAAACUGAAUGACACCGUCACCGACUCCGUGAAAGAGUGGAACGAGGAUGUGUUCAACAAAGUUCAAGUUUCGCUAGAUGACACGGCAAAUCUGAGCCAUGUCCGCCUGCUGUACAGCUCGCUGUACUUUAUUCACAUGAUGCCUUCCGACCGCACGGGGAGAAUCCUCUUUGGGACUCAGGAGAGCCGUAUUGGGAUGACUUCUAUACUAUGUCCCGAGUACUACGAGUCUAUGAUUCGUGGUGUUAUCGAUAUCUACAAACAUGAAGGUUACAUGCCCGAUGGCCGCUCCAGCAACUGGAACGGUCUCACCCAAGGUGGCUCCGACGCCGACAAUGUCCUCGCCGACGCGUAUGUCAAAGGUCUUCGUGGUGGAAUUAAUUGGACCGAAGGAUACCUGGCCAUGAAGAAAGAUGCAGAAGUAACUCCUUAUAACACAUUCGACCCUACAGACUUGACGGCUAGUACGAAAGAAGGCCGCGGUGCCCUGGAUGACUGGAAAGAACUGGGAUAUAUUUCGCAAGACCGCAAUACCCGUUGUAUCUCGCGAACCGUUGAGUACGCGCUCAAUGACUUCGCUGUCAGCCAGAUCGCCAGGGGUGAGAUGCCUGGUGAUGUCGAGACGUAUCUGAAUCGGUCGGCGAACUGGCAGAAUAUCUGGGAUCCCAGUGUCGCGAGUUUGAAUUUCACCGGAUUCUUGGCGCCGAAGCUUUCCAAUGGCAAGUUCAAUACCAGUGACUAUGAUCCGCUGCUUUGUGAUGGAUGUGAGUGGCAGUCCAUUACCUAUGAGGGGAUUCCGUGGGAAUACUCUUUUGUGAUUCCUCACGAUGUGCAGACACUUGUCAAGUUGAUGGGUGGGGCUGAUACGUUUGAGGAUCGCCUAGAUUUGAUGUUUAAACCGAACAUGUCUGUUCAGAAUCUCGGUGCCAAUGGUGCAGGUAUCACGACCUUGAUCAACAUCGGAAACGAGCCUGACUUUGCUACACCCUACUUAUACAACUACAUCAAUCAGCAGUCCAAGAGUGUGAAGCAAUCCCGCAGCCUGGCUACUCAGUACUUCAAAGACGCUGCUUACGGCGUCCCUGGUAACAGUGAUGCGGGCGCCAUGAACUCCUGGCUGUUGUGGCAGAUGCUCGGGAUAUACCCGAUCGUCACACAGCCCACCUACCUGCUUGCUUCACCCUGGUUCCCCGACCUCAAUAUGACCGUCAACGGGAACCGCACUCUGCGAAUCUCCGCCACGGGUUUGGACGAGGGCUACUACGUGCAAAGCGUGAAGAUCAACGGUCAGCUGUGGGCGAAGAAUUGGUUCGAGCACGAGGAUGUCAUGACACAGGGCGGACACAUCGAGUUCGCACUCGGCAAGGAUGCGAAGGCCUGGGAAACCGGCGAGGUGCCCCCAUCGCCAGGACAUUUGGAUCGGAACUAA
Messenger RNA from Penicillium maclennaniae, 2397 nucleotides. RefSeq lists its product as uncharacterized. NCBI's taxonomy places the organism in Eukaryota, Fungi, Ascomycota, Eurotiomycetes, Eurotiales, Aspergillaceae. The record is from RefSeq and is a predicted model, not a curated record. Gene Ontology annotation, biological process: carbohydrate metabolic process; protein deglycosylation; protein quality control for misfolded or incompletely synthesized proteins. Bases 1 to 2397 code for a protein of 798 amino acids. The transcript has 9 exons. Gene Ontology annotation, molecular function: carbohydrate binding; peptide-N4-(N-acetyl-beta-glucosaminyl)asparagine amidase activity. Gene Ontology annotation, cellular component: nucleus; cytosol.